This is a messenger RNA of Paramecium sonneborni, 449 nucleotides long. NCBI's taxonomy places the organism in Eukaryota, Ciliophora, Oligohymenophorea, Peniculida, Parameciidae. The record is from the annotation of a GenBank genome assembly.
AUGGAUGUCAAUGCAAUUCUUUAAGAAAGAAAACGAUUAAGUAAUUAUUUCAUAAAAUUUAGGAAUAUAAAAGGAAAAAAUUAGGGAAUGUUAAUUACAAAGGAAAUUUAGAUAAAAAUAAAAAUACUAUAAUUAAGAAUUGACUGAAAAGCUAGGAAAUGACAUUUUGGCAGAAAAAAAACAAAAAUUUUAUUAAAAUGUAUACAAUAAUUAUUAUUGUUAAGCUUUUUGCUUCAGACUAAAAUCCAAACAAUGAAAAGGAAGAAACAAAGCUUUCUUAAAAUAGUUAAUAAUAAAAUUAAGAGAUUAAAUAAAAAAUAAAAUAAAACGAAAGAAAACAAAUCAAAAAAGUCUUUACUUAAAAAAAUGCAAAAGGAUAACCAGUUUUAAAGAAUUAUUUGAAUUUGAUGAUAAAAAAAAUAGAGAAAGAAAAAUAUAAUAAAAAUUGA